AUGGAAGUAUGGUCCCACUCCCACCGCACCAACACACAGGUUGGCACGGACACCUCAAUCCCAAACUGUCCCUUACCCGCGUCCCGACCCAACCCAGUGAAGACCCCUCCGCCCGCGAGACAAUUGCCAUUAUAAAACAUCAGAGAAACGGUUUCGAAGAAUCGGAGGCGUUGCCGAGGGCUUCGCUGUUUUGGAGACGCAGGCAGCAGGCAAUCACUAAAAUGGAAAACAGAGAGCGAUUUGGUAACCAGAUCAACAUUAAACUCACUCCGUCCUCACGCCGUCUAUUGCAUUCGACGCGAGCUGCUUCCAAACUGGAACCCUAGGCGCCGCCGCCGGUGAGAAAACCUAGCCGCCUCUUUCUGCUCCUCGUGCUGAUGGAUCGUUCUCCUAGCCUAGUGGUUGCCGAUGCGGUACAAGCGGCUCGUGCGGCUGCCGUCGCGGCUGCUGAGGCAAGAUGCGCUGCCAUUAUCGCAGAGAAGGAGGCCAAGGCUGCUGUUGAGUGCGCCGCCAUUGCCGUCGACAAGGUCGAAGCAGUGAAUGUGGCAUCAAAUGUGGAAAUUGUCGACUUUAAGUAUCUUGUGAACGUAAAGAAUUCUUUGAGAUAUGCUAUUCAAGAAAUGAGGAGGCACUCUUCACUGUUGAAUUCGGUUAAAAAACUGUGUUCCACUAUCCCCGAAGUAGAAGGUGGCAAGAUAAGAAAGGUUUGUGGGCAUUUGGAUCAUGUGUGCAAGAAGCUAGAGGAAACUUCAAUUGUCUGUGAACAAGAUUUGGAAACAAAGAAUCCUAGUUGGGAGAUUGAUGACAGCCCUUCCUUAGAUGAUGAACAUCCUUUAGAUGAUGAUGAACUUAGCGAGGGCUACAGUACAGAAGAUCCAGAGCUAUGGGAAAUGGUUUUUGACGACCUAAAGUGGGAAGAGAUUAAAGCUAAUGUCUCAUUUGAAGAGCACUACCGUGUCAUAAACUACAGGUUCGAAGAAAUAAUUGAUCGUAACAUGUAGUUGUGAGGCAGUGUUUGGAAUGGAUGAAGUUAUUUUGUAUGUAAUGCUCCACAUGUAGUCUGGAGCAAUGUAUCUGUCUUUAUGUCUGGUAUGGAUGAAACUAAAUGUAUCUUGUUAUGUGUCUGUAUUGUGGCUGGUUAUCUUUCUGAAACUAAGGUCUGGCUGUGUAUUGUGCCUGUGUAUUGUCGGACAUCUCGCCCCUUGUAUUGGAGAUGGUUGUCUAUUGUUCCUGUGUA
Messenger RNA from Zea mays, 1237 nucleotides. RefSeq lists its product as uncharacterized. The record is from RefSeq and is a predicted model, not a curated record. The transcript has 2 exons. Bases 378 to 1001 code for a protein of 207 amino acids. Lineage: Eukaryota; Viridiplantae; Streptophyta; Magnoliopsida; Poales; Poaceae.